This is a messenger RNA of Trichechus manatus latirostris (Florida manatee), 910 nucleotides long. RefSeq names its product chromosome unknown C2orf73 homolog (gene CIMIP6). The transcript is spliced from 4 exons. NCBI's taxonomy places the organism in Eukaryota, Metazoa, Chordata, Mammalia, Sirenia, Trichechidae. The record is from RefSeq and is a predicted model, not a curated record. Bases 23 to 910 code for a protein of 295 amino acids.
AUAAAUGAUUUAGUAUUUAAUUAUGUUUUUCAGACAACAUAAAAUAGAAGAUGCGGUUAUUGUGCAUGUCACUGAACAAAAAGAAGAAAUCAAACAUGAAAAAGAACCUGGAAAAAUCUUACAGCAUUCAAAACCAUGUGUCAAGAGGGGACGUAUAUAUUAUGCUAAGUUCAUUAACACAAAUGCAAGAACAUGCAAUGAGCCAGUUCCCUACAUAGAUCCCAGAAGAGGGCCAGAAAAGCAGGGUGACUGGUGGUCACAUGGUAAAGUACUGGAACAUUCCUUUCAACCACCUUACGACACCAAGAGCACGCAGAGGAGUGACUUCCAAAAACCAGCAUGCCCGUUGGUGUUGCCAGGGAAACACAGCAGGAUGCAAAGGGCUUCUUCUGGAAUAGUUCCACUUGCCUCUCCUGAUGCAUCAGCAGAACUUCAAAGCAAUUUUAUAGAACGCAUCUCUUUUAUACAUCAAUAUGAUGCCAGGAAAACUCCCAGCGAGCCCCUCCGGGGCAAGCGACAUGGAGCGUUUGUGCAGAUGGAGAUAAAACCGGGGAGUAGGCCCAUAGUUCCUAAGGGAACAGGGGUAUUACUGAAAGCUCCUGGGUCAUGCUCAUCAGAACAGUCCAGAAAAACAGCGAAAGGAAACUCAGCGGAAAGCAGGAUGAUCUCACUGGGUCUCUGCCGACAAAAUUCCCAAGAGCCCUUAGAGACUAAAGCUCACUUAUCAGGAACAGACACCAGAGAGGCAGCUCAGGCAUGCCCCAGAAGUCCAGAGAGAAAGGGGGGCUCGGGCAUCUUUCAAAAAACUGCAGAGGAUCUCCCUCUCAAUGGGCAGGAGCCUUUAAACCCACCAGUAAAAAAUCAGGAUAAAUCACCUUCUUCAGAUAAAAACACAGUCCUUGGAACGUAG